CAACAAUUAUUACAACAACUACAAGAACAAGCACCAACAGAUACAAGAACAACAAGUAUAUCAGCAGCCUCAAGUGCGACGAUGGCAGCCAUAAAUACGGUAUCCAAGAGCAUCCAUCUGCCGUUGUCGGGACUCAGCACACCGCGUGUGUUGAUGUGCAGUGCCUCAGUGGGCAGUGAGGGAUCUGUGACACUACAACUGAGAGAUGCCAGCAGCUUGGAGGCGGCAGACAGUACAACGACAACAACAGUAAUACCAACGACAACUGCAGCAACAACAACAUCAUUAGCAGCAGCAGCAGCAGGAAAAUCAACAACGAAUGGCGUCACAGCGCUUGAGGCAGCGCCAACAGCCGCUGGUGGCGCGUCAGCAUUAGAGAAUGCAUUGACCAUAGGCUAUCCGGAUCCGGAAAUGCUGGCAGAUGUUCUGGGCAGCAUACAGACAGCAUCUCUUAAAAAUAAUAAACACAACAGCCACAGCCACAACAACAACAACAACAGUAGCAAGCAAAGACGCAGCAGCCACGUUACAACGACAAGCAGCUCGAGCAUUAGUCUUCAUAAUCCCAAUAAAAUUACCAUAACGCGUCGGAACGCGAGCAACAAGAUCAGCGUGCAAACUGUGAGCACAUCGACGAACACGACCAUCAGCAGCAUCGGCGGCAGCAAGACUAAUUAUAUUAAGAACUGUCUAAUACGCAGCAGCAGCUGCAGCAACACGGCCACCAAUGUCACAACGCUGGCACAGAUUAUGAGCAACAGCAGCACCAGCAGCGCAGCCAGUUUACUCAAUCAGCACAACAAUAACAGCAACUGCAGCAACAGCAGCAACUUUAGCAACGCCUCAUCUGUGGGAAGCAGCAUUAGCAUUGGCAGCAACAGCAGCAACAGCAGCAACAGCAAUAGCAACGACAGCAACAGCAGCAAUUGUGGCCCCAGCUCCACUUUGAGUUUCAUCAAAACAAGCAAUGUGCGUAAUGUUGCAAGCGUAGUGACCACCACCAACAGCAGCAGUAGCAACAGCAGCACAGCAGCAACACCAACCUCCAGCAGCACAACAAACGGCAUUGGCAUUGUCACCGUUGACUGUGCGCCCCGAAAGAGUCGCCCCAAAUUAUCCUCGCCCACACGCCACGGACCGCAGCAGUGUCAGAUUUGUAGCAAAAUCUUUGGAAAUGCCUCGGCGCUGGCCAAGCACAAACUAACGCACAGCGACGAACGGAAAUACAUUUGUGCACUUUGCUCAAAGGCAUUCAAGCGGCAAGAUCACUUAAACGGACACAUGAUGACGCAUCGGAACAAGAAGCCUUACGAGUGUAAGGCGGAUGGCUGUGGCAAAUCCUACUGCGAUGCGCGCUCCCUGCGCCGCCACUCGGAGAACCACCACGGAGGCGCCAGCACGCCCAACAACAACCACAACUCACUCUCGCCCACAGUCAGCACGGGCAACAGCAAUAGCAACAGCAGCAGCGUGGGCGUGGGCACAGGCGUCGCCAACAGCACGCACUCCCUGUCGCCGGCCACGGCCAGCGGGGAUGCCAGCUCGCCAGAUGGCGCCACCUGCAUACGCACCUACAUUUCCACCGGCAGCUCUGUCGUGGAUGCCGCCACGGGCAUUGCGCUCUCCGACGAGCAAAUCAAGGCCAUGAAUCUGCCCAUCAAAACGGGAGUUACACUGCUCUCGCCCACGACUUCCACGUCCUCGAAUGCGUCAUCUUCCACCAACGCCUCAUCCUCCUCAUCCUCCUCCAACUCCACCUCCUCCUCGUGCUCAUCCUCCAACUGCAGCGUCAACGCCAGCACCAGCACCAAUAACAGCAACAUGCUAGCCAGCUCACCAUCUCACAUAACGCUGAGCGACGGCGCCACGCUCGAGGGCGAGGGUCUGACGCGUGAGCAACUCGAUCUCAUCAGCAAGAUCAUGCAGCAGACAAAGCAGACGAGUGCCCAGGUUACGGUCUCCUCGCCCACCAGCGUCAGCUCCUACAAGAUCAACACCGAGACCACUCCCGUACAGUCGCGUCCGCGCACUUGGAACAUGCAAUUGGUCAGCCCGAUGCCAGCGUUGAUUAAACAUUUCAAUAACGUGAAGCCGCCCCAGCUGAACAAUACGCAGGCGCAGACGCAGACGCAGAAUGUAACGGUUACGGUGGAGGACAACAGCGACAUGGGGGGCAGCGCCUCGGCGGCCACUUCACCCGUGGAGAUUAAGGAGGAUGAGCUGAGCCAGCAGCUGGUGGCAGCCAUCAAUCCGCAUCUGCUGAACAUUGUCAAGAUCGACAAGCCCGUGGAGUGCAAUCUCUGCCAUCGCAAGUUCAAGAAUAUACCCGCUCUCAAUGGGCACAUGCGUCUGCAUGGCGGCUACUUCAAGAAGGAUCCCGAGACGAAGCGCAGCGAGAAGAAGGAUUCCAACGGACCGCCGCUGCAGACGGCCAGCAUUGGCGUGCGUGCGCUCAUCGAGGAGAAGAUCAUCAGCAAGCGCAGCAAGGACAUAACCAAGGGCGCGUUUGUGGUGCCAGCACCACCCAGCAGCGGUAACCAGGCCAUUCUAACUACCAACAGCGUCAGCAACAUCAGCAGCAGUCUGCGUCGCUCCAUCAGCGAUCUGGAGAACUUUCUCAAUCCCAAAAGCAGCAGCAGCAGCAGCUGUCUCAGCCAGGCCUUGGCCGCCAGCUCCACCACCACAGCGGUGCUGCCUGCCGCCACCACCAUCAAGAGCACAAACGGUCUGAGCAUACAGCAGAUAGGCCUGCCCCAGAGCAUUGAAAUCUUCAGUGGUGGCCAGCGGCAGUCGAAGACUUUGAGUCUGGGCAGCGGUGCAAAUACAAUCACCAUAACCACUAAUAAUGUGCCUACGACCACGACGAUGAGUGCACUGACGGCACUCAAGGGCGGCGGCAGCAUCAGCAGCGUGCCCAGCAGCCAGGUGGAUCCCAAGGACUCCACGCUGAUUGAGCUGCUCAAGCGUGGCACGCGCAUUGCUGUCACCUCCAAGAAGGCGCAGACGCAGACCAGCACCAAUCUGCUGCUGAGCAGCGUGGGUGGCACCACCGAGCUGACCAGCAUUGGUGGCCAUGUCCAGACCGGACGCCAGAUCAUAACCAACAACAAUCGCACCGUUAUUAUACCCUCGGAUGUGCAUGUGGUCUCCACCAAGAGCACCAAGGUGAGCAACACCAGCAGCAGCAGCAGCAGCAGCAGCCUCUCGCUGCCCGACGGCACGCCCCUCUCUCUCACCAUUACGCCCACUCAGGAGAGUCUGGGCGUUGUAUCCGAGGAGGGCAGCAUUUCGGAUAGCGGCGGUGGCGUCUAUACGGUGACCUACACCAGCAAUGCGGAUGCCGCUGAUCUGUUUGAUGAUGCCGAGGUGUACAAUGUAUCGGAUACUGAGAUGUUGCUGCAGACUGUGGACACCAUGGAGCUGCUCAAUGCCGAUGAGGACGACGAGGCGCGCAAGAGCGAACAUUCCGAGGACUUUGCCUUGCUAAGCGAGUCGGGUGAGCAUCUCAUCAAGCUAGAGCCCGAUGUGGGCACCAACAACAACAACAACAACAGCAGCAACUGCGGGAGCAACAAUAGGACAGCGCUGCCCACCUUCCAACAAUUCCAUUCCAAGGAGCUCAUCAUGCAGAACAGCUCGCAGAUCCAGGCUAUAGCCAGCAUGCGCGCCAGCAGCAGCAGCAUGUUAGGCUCACCCAUGCACUCGCCGCUGACCUAUCCGACGCCACCCUCCAGCCACGAGAACAUGGCGCAAUCCUCGCCCUUUAUCGAGGAUGCAGCAGCGCAGUUCGUGGAUGCCAGUCACACGUUCUUUGGCGACAAGACGGACUUUUCGCAUGUUUACUUCAAGACCGACGAGGGCGACCCCAUGACGCAUUUGAGCGAGAACGACAACGAGAAGAUACUCAAGCUCAAGACGGUGCUGGAGGAGAGCAGCUUCGAUCAAUCCAUUAAAGUGGAGGACUUGCUAAAUGGCGCUGACGGCGACACCGAAUGCGAUCUGCGUGAAUUUGCCGAAACGAAUUUAUCGUUUCUCGAUGAGGACCAGGAGUUCCUUAACGAUUCACGCAACGCCACCUCACCGCUGUCCGAGUCCUUCUUUACCAGCGGCAUUGGCUCCGCCGAGGAUGUCAAGGAAGUGCUGCGCGAGGUGCUGCCCGAGGAGAACAUGCAACUGACGCUUAGCGAGCAACAGGGCGAGAACAUCAUUGAUCUCUACUACUUUCCCGGCCUGGGAUUGAAUUCACAAAUGAUGCCCAACUCGGACGAUCCCUUGUUGUCCUCAUCGCCACGCGAGUUUGGCCAACAGCGUCAGCUACUCCAGGCGGCGGCCCAAACAGCAGCAGCGACCACAACUGCUCAGCUGCAGCCAGUGCAAGGCAUGGAGCAAAUGCAAGCCAGCAAUCUGAUCUAUCAGCAGCAGCAGCCACAGCCGCAGCAGCAACAGUUGCUCAUGACACAGCAACCAGAGCUGGAGCCUCAGCAGCAGCAGCAGCAGCAGCAACAACAGCAAACAGAUUUUAUGUUGCCACCGUUUACACCCGUGCAAUCCAAUCAGACCCAUUACCUGGAUGCCAGCCAGCAACCCAUGACCCUGCAGCCCUUGAACAAUCUCAUGCAGCCCUUUUACGCCAGCAGCAAUUUAAGCCAAGAGAAGCAAGAGUUUGCCACGCUGCUCACCACCACCAGCGUUAAUCAGGCAACUACGUUGGACGCCAGUAUGUUGUUCACCUGCAACAGCGACAACAACAAGCCUUUGCUAGCAGCAGCAGCAGCAGCAGCCACGCCUUUGCCUGUGGUAACGCCCACGACAACUGUCACCAAUCUGCAGCCGCUGUCCAAUCAAACAAACUCCAUACUCAAGCGCCGCCUGCGCUCCAAUGGCGCCCAGGACACACACAAGUUCUCCAAGUUCCAUACGCUGUCGCCACAUCGCUCCAAGCUGCGCAAGCCAUCGCGCACCCACUACACGCCCUCGCCAAUACUCAAUCCGGAUCGCAAGGGCACUGGACUCUAUUGCAAUGUGCGCAAGCAGCUCGGCCAGGGCAUCUUUGAUGUGUUUGACGACUUCAGUGAUCCCGUCGGCCUGGUGGACUUCUCCGACGAGUCGAAGGUCAAUCUGGGCUCCACUUAUCAGGCCCAAAUACCUGCCUGCCGAUUGCAGGAGGAGUCCGCCAAGGACAGCUUGAAUGCGGACAUGAUGUGGGAUCCGAGCGUGCAGCUGGACGAGAAGAUACUCAUGCGCUACAUAGAUCUCAGCAAAUCGUCGGCCGUGCCCAUGGGCAGUCAUUCCGAGGAGGUGGCACUCCAAGCACUACUCGAGGGCAAGGGCAACUCAGCUGCCGCGGUGCUCACCCUGCUGCAGACCCAGUCCAGUGCAUUCCAAAUGAAGUGGACUGCCAGCGAGCUGGAGCAGUUUCUGCGCGGCCUGGAGAAGCAUGGCAAGGACUUUGGCAGAAUUGCCAGCGAGCUGCGUAGCAAAAGCUCUCGCGAGUGCGUGCAAAUGUAUUAUUUCUGGAAAAAGUUGUGCGUGGACUACAAGGUGUCGCAUCUGAAAAUGGAGCCAGUUACUCCCAUCACGCCGCCGGUGGACCAGAAGCCCUAUGUCUGCGAGAUUCCCGACUGCUCAGCCAAUCUUCAAUAAGGUGAAAAGUCGCAGCGCACACAUGAAAACCCAUCGCGUGCAGGACCCCGAGCAGUCCAAGCAACUACAACUGCAGCAACAACAACAACAACAACAGCAACAAUCAAACCUGCCAACAACUGUGGCUGCA
Molecule: messenger RNA, 5773 nt
Organism: Drosophila busckii
Lineage: Eukaryota; Metazoa; Arthropoda; Insecta; Diptera; Drosophilidae
Product: serine-rich adhesin for platelets
Exons: 8
Coding region: 82-5643 (1853 amino acids)
Biological process (GO): regulation of transcription by RNA polymerase II; negative regulation of DNA-templated transcription
Cellular component (GO): transcription regulator complex; histone deacetylase complex
Molecular function (GO): transcription corepressor activity
Source: RefSeq, a predicted model, not a curated record